UCUCACUGAAAAAUAAUACUCACAGAAAUAUUAUUUCUGCUCUCUCUUGUUCUCCCUUUUUUUCUUUCUGUUUGGUGCAUUUCCAUCUGCUGAAACCCCCUCUAUUUAUAGAGAGGAAAUGCCAUGUGAACAAAGAAAAAAAAUCCGGCUGCACCUUCCUCAAUUUUUCUUCAUUGUAGGCGUGUGACAAUUUUUCUUCUUUCCAUAAUGGUGGCUAAGCCCACCAAUUUUGACUUUUCCUUUUGAUGCUGGAUACUACAUUUAUGAAGGUCUUCGAUCAAGCUGUCCGCGAAAUAAAAAGGGAGGUGAAUUUGAAGGUGUUGAAGAUUCCGGAGAUUGAACAGAAGCACGGCUCAGUUGAUAGUCAUGAAAAUCGCCAUUCAGGUUCUGGAUGCAACGGACGAUGAACCUUGGGGUCCUCAUGGCACAGUAUUAGCAGAGAUAGCAGGGGCCACAAAGAAAUUCAACGAAUGUCAGAUAGUUAUGGAUGUCCUUUGGACAAGAUUGACUGAGACUGGGAGGAAUUGGCGUUUUGUCUACAAGGCAUUGACUGUUAUAGAGUAUCUGGUGGCAAACGGAUCUGAACGUGCUCUUGACGACGUCAUAGAACACACUUUCCAGAUAUCGUCCCUUACAAGUUUCGAGUAUGUCGAGCCAAGUGGAAAGGAUGUGGGACUUAAUGUGAGAAAAAAGGCUGAAACCAUAGUUCGUCUCCUAAAUGACAAAGACAAGAUACAACAAGUACGUGAUAAAGCUGCUGCAAAUCGCGAAAAGUACUUUGGGGUCUCAUCAUCUGAAAUAACAUACAAGUCUGGUGCAGCUUCAUUCAGUAGCAGUAACUUUAGGAAUAGUGACCGAUAUGGAGGUUUUGGAAACAGUGAUACAUCUUAUGAUAGUUAUAAGGGCAAGUCUCAAUUUGGUGAAGAUAUAUACGAGAAGAAAACCAAGUCAGAAAAAGAGCCUUCUUACUAUAGCAGCAAGAAACAAGACUCAACAAAAACAGGCCAGUUGGAUAAAAACGAUUCAGUUUCCUCGAAAGCUGACCCAUCAGACAAAUAUGAUGAAGAUUUUGAUGAUUUUGAUCCACGGGGGACUUCGAGUUCUAAACCUUCUGCUGGAAGUUACCAGGUGGAUCUUUUUGGGGAAAAUUUUGUUGAUCUAUUGGAUGCACCAGUAUCUGUUUCAACAGAUAAGUCUACUUCUUUGCACAAGGAUCCAUCAGAGGUUGAUUUAUUUGCAAAUGCAGAUUUUGUGUCAGCAACACCCGAACCCGAACCAGGGAAAAUCCCCAUGCCUGUGACCAAUAUUGAUCUAUUUGCUAACCAGCCUGUUUCAGCUGUUCCUUCUAAUGUAGACUUUUUCUCCAUGCCCGAACCAGUUAACCAGCUCGACAAUGAGCCUUCUAAACCUGAUACAACUACUAAUACACUCGACCCAUUUGCUCCAGUUCCUCACAACGAUUUUGACAGGCCCACCUCGUUGGGCCCAAUCACUUCUCAAAUGGAUCCUCUAUCGACAGCGUUCAACAAAAAUCCUCCUAAUGACGAAAGUCGCGGGGAAAUUAACGAGUCUUUGCCCGAGGCCAAGUCUCCACCUAAAAAGGCAUUCCAAUGUUAUGUUACUCGUAAAGAAGUAAUCGAAGCUUGGGAAGGAGAACUACAGUUUGCGAAGAAGGUGAACUUAGCAGAUGUUGGGAUUGUUGGGGGGUUGACUGAUGGAUCAGAGGGAAAGGACAAGGGAUCUUUGCCUUCGUUUUACACAGGUAGUGCAAUGGGUGUUGUCUCUGGAGCUGGUAAAUCGGCCUUCGUAUCGACAUCAACUUCAACUUCAUCAACGAACGAUGAUUUUUUCUCGGGCCUAAGCAGCCAACAAUACCGAUAUGGAGGAUUUCAGAAAUGAGACUACUCCACCUUUUCUUAAACUGCAUUGCAUUUUUUCUCUUUUUUUACUUGUGAAUUUUGAUACGUGUGAGUUUCUUUUAUUAGUAAUUAUACUUGAUAGGGAGGAUUUGAGUAUUUUAUGACUAUAAUAUGCAAGUACCUCAAAUGUGAAAACUGAAAAGUUUAAUGAAUUGAGUAGUCGCAUGUUUAAGAGUUGUCGUUCACUCGAAGAAUACUAUGGACCAUUUAUAUGAAAAGUUAAAUGAAUUGAGUAGUCUCAUGUUGUUUAAGAGUUCUCG
Molecule: messenger RNA, 2179 nt
Organism: Striga asiatica
Lineage: Eukaryota; Viridiplantae; Streptophyta; Magnoliopsida; Lamiales; Orobanchaceae
Source: the annotation of a GenBank genome assembly